AUGAUGUUUCUUCUGGUUGUUUUCUUAUUUCUUGUGCUGAUCGGGCUGGCUAUGCUCAAGACUAUUACACAAGCCAGCAUAUCGCCGUUACUACACAUACCAGAAGCCGGCUGGGGAGCAGCUUAUUCACGGUUGAUAUGGGCUUUUCGCGAAGAAUUUCGAGGCAACAUCACUAUCAAGCUCCCGAAGCUCCAUGAACAGUUAGGUGAUUCUGAUUGCUCAUUAUCCUACUUUAAUGAAGGUAGAGAUCCGGAGGAACAUUCCAAACGACGAAGAAUACUUGGCCGACUGUACAGCCGCAGCCAAAUGGUUAAUCUCGAGGCACUCAUGCUUCAGCACGUAAACCAUUUCGUUCAAGCGAUGCAUCAAAGAUCUGUCGCUUUUGAUAUUGGUCCAGCAUGCCGAGCACUGGAGGCUGACAUCAUCUCGGAAUUUUCAUUUGGAGAAGCAUUGAAUGCCAUCAGUGCCUGGUCAAAUGAAGAAGAGCUGGCAAUCGUAUCCAAAAACGACAAGAAGGCAACUCUGAUGCCGUUACUUAUGAACUUCCCUCUCAUUUACGAGUUAUGGGGCUCCAUAGAGGCCGUUUUAUGUCGAAUGACGAGCUCGAAAGUUUCUUAUCAACAAGGGCUUGACAUGUAUGACAAAUGGACACACACUGCCUGGACCCGUAACAAGCUUGUUGAAAAUACAAGCAAUUCUCAAUUUCCGAAUCUAAUCAGGGUUAUGGUGGCAGCAGGUGUCCCUUCACAGACUGCGUUAUCAGAAGCCAAAGAGAACCUAGGCCCAGGUACUGACACAACGUCAGCUUCGUUAGCACACAUUCUUUAUGCGCUCUCACGCAACCCAUCUUUUCAACAAAAAUUAUAUCAGGAUCUUUCAAAACUGCAAUUCCCUACCGACAUGAACUCGCUGGAGAAAAUCCCUCGAUUGAAGGCCUGCGUGAAGGAAGGGAUUCGUUGGGCUGGUGCUGCGGCUGCCAUGCUGCCUCGUGUUGUUCCUAAGGGUGGCGUGGAAUUAUGUGGCAAGUUCAUUCCAGAAAAUACUGUGUUAACCUCGUCGCCGAUAUGGUAUCUGCGAGAUAAGGAUGCGUUCCCCGAUCCUGAGCUAUUUGACCCUUACCGCUGGAUAGAUGAGAGUGGGACAUUAAUGAAAGAAGACGACCUUAGGGAUAAGUUCUAUAUCCCUUUUUCCAAAGGUGCCAACGUCUGCAUAGGUCUACACUUUUCUUACUAUGAACUGUACCUCAGUUUAGCAAAGAUAAUUGAGAGCUUUGAGCUCGUGGAUGAUAAUUGCGUAACAGGCCAGGUAUAUGGCCAUGACUGGAGCCCAGUACAGCUCCCAAAGCGAAAGGAAUGGGUUGCUGCAGUGCCAACAGAUGCACUACUUGUCAGAGUGUUCCCGAGAAGACGGGUUGCUUGA
Molecule: messenger RNA, 1419 nt
Organism: Colletotrichum truncatum
Lineage: Eukaryota; Fungi; Ascomycota; Sordariomycetes; Glomerellales; Glomerellaceae
Source: RefSeq, a predicted model, not a curated record